CCCGCCUACAUUAAAUGCGAGUUAGAGAUAGUAGCUCGACUCUCGACUCACCAUGCGCUCCGGAUACCGCUUAGUGAUAAUCGUGAGCCUUUUUAUGGUGAUAAUCUAUAUAUUCAUCAACGAGGUGUUCAAUAGUGGCCGUGGACAUGUUAUGCUGUUCAAACAGCUUCCAGUACGAGAAGUUCCAGCGGCUGUUCCGGAUACGGAUGAACCGAUCAUAACAACCCCGGCUGGGACGACGCUUUUCAAGUUCGUGUACACUACGAUAGGGCUUGAUCCACGAUAUCCGGUCCCACCGGGAGAUAUGGGCCGUCCGGUGGAGAAGGAACUGAACGAUUCCGUCGUGGACAUCCUGGUGCAAGAUGGUAUACGUAACCAAGGUUUGAAUAAGUACUUUUCGGAUCUGAUGUCAGUCCGCCGGAGACUGCCAGAAAUUCGUGACCGCUGGUGUCGAGAGCCGGGACGAUAUCCUGCCAACCUACCACCGACUUCGAUCGUGAUCGUGUUCUACAACGAGGCAUGGUCUGUGCUGGUGCGCACCGUGCACUCGAUUCUCGAUCGUUCACCAGCCAAUCUCAUUCACGAAAUUGUACUUGUGGAUGACUAUAGCUAUUUGCCACAUCUUAAGACACAGCUACAGGAAUACUUUGCGCGCUACGAGAAAGUUCGCAUUAUGCGUGCUCCGAAGCGAUUAGGAUUGAUACGGGCAAGGAUGUUUGGGGCACAAAACACGACCACUGAUCUUAUCACCUUCCUCGAUGCGCAUGUAGAAGUCACUGUUGGCUGGCUGGAGGCGCUGCUCGAUGUGGUGGCGCAAAGUUGGACCACCAUUGCGUUACCAACGAUCGAUUGGAUCGACGAGCACAACAUGAAGUACAAGGACGAUAGGGCACCGAUUUUCAUCGGAGCGUACGAUUGGGAUCUCAACUUUGGCUGGUGGGGCCGCUGGUCCAUGAAGAAAAAGUAUGAAAACAAGAUGGUCCCGUUCGACACGCCAGCGAUGGCCGGUGGACUAUACACCAUCAAUCGUACGUUCUUCGAGAAGCUCGGUUGGUACGACGAGGGUUUUGAUAUUUACGGCAUCGAAAACAUUGAACUAUCGAUGAAGAGCUGGAUGUGCGGUGGUAAAAUGGUGACCGUGCCGUGCUCUCGUGUUGGGCACAUCCAAAAGACUAGCCAUCCAUAUCUGUUCCAUGAGACCAAAGAUGUGGUGCGUGCGAAUACGAUGCGGCUGGCGGAAGUGUGGAUGGAUGAGUACAAGGGUAUCAUCUACGAUAUCUACGGCAUACCGCACUACUCGGAGGAAGAGUUUGGUUCCGUGGAGCAUCGCAAAGCCAUCCGUCAGAAGGCCGGUUGUCAACCGUUCCGGUACUACCUCGAGAAUGCCUUCCCGGAAAUGCAUAAUCCGAUGGUACCGGGAGCGUUCCGGGGUGAGGUUCACAAUGGAGCACUGGGUAACGGGUCCUGUCUGACGUAUCGAAUGACGGACAACUUUUUCGGCAUGGCACCUUGUGAUCAUCUCGAAAAGAGUCAAUUCUGGACGCACAACUAUUACCAGGAGCUGAACAGCUAUCAAAAUUGCGUCGAUGGACCCCAUCUGGCUGUUAUCCGGUGCCACAAAAGCCGUGGCAAUCAGGCCUGGAAUUACCUGGUGGACAGCCAGCAGAUACAGUUUGCAGGAAAUGCCACUCUCUGCCUUUCUCUCAAUGCGGCGACAAACGUCGCGUUGCUCACGGAGCGAUGUGAUGCGGCCAAACCGCAGCAAAAGUGGAUAGUGCCCUUCGUGCAUCUGGAUUUGUCUAUGUUGCUGGAGAAUCAGGCAAAAGCUAAGCAAUAA
Messenger RNA from Anopheles aquasalis, 1837 nucleotides. Its product is annotated as putative polypeptide N-acetylgalactosaminyltransferase 9. Gene Ontology annotation, molecular function: polypeptide N-acetylgalactosaminyltransferase activity. The record is from RefSeq and is a predicted model, not a curated record. Lineage: Eukaryota; Metazoa; Arthropoda; Insecta; Diptera; Culicidae. Gene Ontology annotation, cellular component: Golgi apparatus. Gene Ontology annotation, biological process: protein O-linked glycosylation.